AAAAAAGAUUUCAAACUUCAAUACUUGAUUUAAAAAAAUCCAAUACUCUUUUCUGAAUACAUUGCAUCAUACGGUGAUCCCUGUCUCGGAAAGUGACAGAAAAAGCACUGACAAUUUCCACACCGCCAGAGAGAAGCUCCAUACGUAUGUGGCCUAAAAUUCCUUGAAGAGCAGCUUCACAUCGUCUAGUUACCUAUCAAGCUAACAACUUAUUAACUCCCGACUUACCAUAUACCAACCAACAAGAACCAAAUCUUCCGGUAUCUAGGUAAAAAACCUAUCAUGGAUCUCCCACCAGCACCCAACGGCCUCUACAACCGCUGGAACCUCGCUCUCCACUGGGGCAACUGUUCGGGGCCGAACUGCCACGUCCGGAACAACCUACUAAAAUGCGGCGCCUGCCGAGCCGUCUACUACUGCGGCGGCGCCCACCAGCGGGCCCAUCGGCCACAGCACAAGUCCUCCUGCAACCUAAUCAAGAACGCGCGGGCCCAGCUCGCCCAAGAAGAAGCCGCCCUACGCGCCCGCCCCGGCGACAUGUUCCUAGAAGCGAACCCAUUCGAAACGGCACGGGGUUCCUUCUGGAGAUUCACGCCCACACGACCAUACAUGCAAGCGCGCUUCGACCUGAUCUCCACACUGCUAAACAUCAAGACCGGAGCUGCGGUCGAGGAAGCACUAGAACACAGCUUGGACAUGCUGCAGCUGAACCCGGGGGAUAACCAGGGGAUCCGAAGCCACGUGCCAGCGCUGUACCUACGGCUCGGCCGCGACCAGGAGGCCUACGAUUUCAUCAAGUGGUACGGGACCAUCGGCGCGCAGAGCGGUUACGAAUGGGGUAACCCGGAGAGCCCGUUUCUCAAUCUACACGACGAGGACGUGUUCGAGCCCCUCGGCGGGAUCGCGAAGGCGCUUUUCGAUCUAAGUAUCAUUGUGUCUCUGGUGAAUGUCAAGGUCCGGCUUCUGUUGGACAUACGCGGGCUCGAAAAGGAGUUCAACAAGCCUGCGAAGCGGAACACUAGUUAUGAGAAGAAGAUGGAGUGGGUGCGGGAAAACGCUACUUGCGAUGUCCUGUACAAGCGACGAGAUAUUGUCGAGAGGACUGAAUGGACGGAUUUAGUGGCUGCGUUGGAGAGCCAGGCGAAGGAGGUGUUCGAUCGCGUGGAGGGACGUAAUAAGCAUUACUGGCCCGCGUUACGGUCGCCGGAGCUUCAUGCUGCGGCCAUUCCUACGGCGUAUUCACCUGGAUCUCCGGAGGAGGUUAAGCUUGUGUUUAGAAACACGUGGUAUUCGUGGGCCGAAUGUCCUCCUGCUCAUGAAUUAGUUAAGUCGUGGCAUGCCGCCUAGGUGGGGGAAAACAAGGGACUGGCUGGAAUGGAUGCUAGAGGAACAGGAAAAAGGAAGGAUCAGGAGAAUUAGGUAUAUACUGAGGUAGAUAGUUAGAAUUCGUAGCUCUACUGAAAAAAGACUUAUGGUGUAACGGGCAUGUUCAUUAACAGCCGUAUACGAACACACGCUCUUACCUGCAAUAAAACCGCUCGCUAUAGCACCAAACAAACACCUAAGUCCGGCUUUUCGGCGAGUUUCUAUAGUGUAAGCCGUGAAUGCCAUAAUUCAUGGACUUAAGCUAGGAUCUGG
This is a messenger RNA of Annulohypoxylon maeteangense, 1638 nucleotides long. RefSeq lists its product as uncharacterized. The record is from RefSeq and is a predicted model, not a curated record. Bases 283 to 1347 code for a protein of 354 amino acids. NCBI's taxonomy places the organism in Eukaryota, Fungi, Ascomycota, Sordariomycetes, Xylariales, Hypoxylaceae. The transcript has a single exon.